AUGGAAGAUUCUGACCUGUCUAUAACCAAUAUAAGAGAUUUUCUUACCGAGCUCCCCAAACUCGCGAAAUGCGAAUAUAGCGAAACCACUAGUUAUUUACUAUGGAAAACCUUAAAUCUACGCCUUAAGCAUAGUGAUAACGAUAUAAACUGGCGCUCUCUCGUUUCAAUACUCAAUUCUGAAGCCUGGGAAAACGAAAAGUACAGAGACAUACUAAAUGGAAGAAAGUGGAGGACCCUGGAGUUCGAGAAUGACCACCACUCUGUGGGUAAUAUGCAUAUUGGAACAGCGUGUACGCGUUUAUGCUUCCCCUCUGAGACAAUUUAUUACUGUUUUACGUGCUCCACAAAUCCAUUGUAUGAAAUAUGUGAGCUUUGUUUCGAUAAAGAAAAACAUGUAAAUCAUUCUUAUGUUGCUAAAGUGGUAAUGCGCCCAGAAGGCAGAAUAUGCCAUUGUGGUGACCCCUUUGCCUUUAAUGACCCAAGCGACGCGUUCAAGUGCAAGAACGAAUUAAAUAAUAUUCCUAUUUCUAACGACAAUAGUAACGUAACCGAUGAUGAAAACGUAAUCUCCCUAUUGAAUUAUGUUCUGGAUUUUUUAAUUGAUGUAACUGUUUCAUACAAAGAGGAGGCAGAAGCCCAUUCAAGCGAGAGAAAAGCAUCCUCCCUAAUGCAUCCUAAUCAAAACAGCAUUACUGAUGAUAUAAUGGAAAAACACGAAUGUGAACCAUUGGUCAAUGAUGAAAAUUUUGUUUUCUUUGAUAACAAUUGGUCCAAUACGAGAAAAGAAGCACAUAUGGAGUGGGCUAUUCAAAUCGAAGAAGAAGAGUGUAACGUACACUACAUGGAUUUAGCAUCUACAAUAACAAGAAUUUUGAAUACACCGGUUGAAUAUGCAAUCUCAAUAACGAAGGCUUUAGAAGAUUCACACGAUGUAGUGACUGUGCUACAAAGUGAGAAUUUUUUCGAAAUAGAUCAAAUAGCCAAGGAGUUUCAAAAGGAAAACAUAGUAGUUCAUGUAAGAAAAGCGGAUGAUAUAUUCAAGAGAAAGUUAACAGAUGAUUUAACAGAUUGGUUAUAUUCUCUGUGCUUUAAGGCGGCCACGUCUUUGCAAAAUAAAUAUGCUCUUAGAAUUUCCAUGCUAGAUGUUUGGUAUUCCCAUUUUUCUAAAAUGAGAGUAUCUCCCACAAAUACCAAUCCUGACUUUUCUAAGAUUAACUUAUUAGGUGGAUUCUUAAUAUCUAACGAAGAUAGUGAUGAAUCAUGGUUUAAACCUUGGUCAUUAGAGAACAUUGAAGACGAAAGAAUUUCAAAAAUACUCACUAAUUACAAUGAAAGGUUGAUCAGAGCCCAUUCGCCGAACACAGUAAGCCAUUUCUACAAUUUCUAUGGAUCUAGAUUCCAAUAUAUUAUCAUCAAUUCUAUUAAUAUCCUCUCAAAAAAAUCUAAAUUCAAAAUGUUAAAGAUCAUGGCGUCAUUAUUCUCGUUAAGGGAUGAAAGCAGAAAGUUUCUUGCCGCACAAUAUAUUGAUGUUUAUCUAUCGGUCUUGUAUGAUGCAGUUGCAUCAGAUGCUAAAGAAUGUCAGGUAACUCUUAUGAGUAUAUUAGGGCAAUACACUUUCCAAGACCCCAGCAUAGCAAAUAUGACUAUAAGCUCGGGAUUCAUUGAACGAACUAUUAGAUUUGCUUUUACUCUCAUGGCAUUCAAUCCAGAAGACUUGAUGUCAUAUUUGCCCAUCUCUUUAUACAAUGGCUUUAAGUUGCCCACCGAAACAAUACGAAAUCGAAGGACAAUUAUUUGCUUUAAAGACCUUUGUACGAUAAUGUCAGCGAACACUGUUCCGGAAGAACUACUUUCAAAUGAGGCAAUUUUUAACGCAAUAAUUGAGUCCUUCUCUGAAUUCAGUAACGUGCUGCCAUUGAAAAGGGAAACUAAAGAACACGUGGAGGUUGAAAACUUUGAUUUUUCUGCAUUUUAUUUUUUUUUCUCAUCAAUACUAAUAAUGACAGAUGGAUACACACGUAGUAUAUCUUUGGUCAAAGAUGCGGCUUUCCGUAAGCAAAUCGUCCUUAAACUACUUGAUGUUGCUCAAACCAGGGAAUUUGAAUCACUAACCAAUUCUAGAAAAGCUAUAUCACCUGAUAACGCAUCAACGAAUGAAAAUGAUUCGAACAAAGCGACUUUGUCUACAGUCAGAGAGACGAUAUGCAAUUAUGUCGCAGAGACUAUUAAUUUCCAGGUAGGUGUAAAUACACAGUAUUUUUUCAAUCCAAUGUCAUAUUUGUUCAAAUUUGUUAUUCAAUGGAGUCAAUGUGGUAGAUAUGAGCCAAUUCCUGCUUCUUUGACAAACUACAUUAAUCUCUUCGAAGUUUUUCAAGAUAAGCAGAAGGCUUUAUAUAUAUCAGAAUCUGCUUUGUCAACCCUAGUCCUAAUCGGGCAAAUAAACGUCGGUUUCUGGGUAAGAAACGGAACUCCAAUUACUCACCAGGCCCGGAUGUAUACAAAAUACAGUAUGCGAGAAUUUACUUAUAUUAGUGACAUUUUCAAUGUGCAAUUUAGUAUGGCAAUGUGCAAUCCUGAUGAACUGAUGGUUACUUACCUCUCAAGGUGGGGUUUGAAGCACUGGGCAAAUGGUGUACCUAUGUAUGAUUAUCCUGAUACAGAAACAACUGUAGCCGUUGUUAAUGAAUGCAUUCUGUUAUUGAUUCAAUUGCUUACUGAAGUGAGAUCAUUGGUCAUGAAAUCAUCAAAGGAAGGCUUCGAGAGAACGUUCAAAUCAGAAAUAAUUCAUGCCCUUUGCUUUGAUACAUGCUCUUACGCACAAAUUGUUAACUGUAUUCCAGAACAUAUCACCAAGCACCCUUCAUUUGAUAUAUAUCUCGAAAAAUACGCCAAUUACACUUCUCCUGUAAGCUUGACUGACAAUGGCAUUUUCGUGUUGAAAGAAAAGUAUAAAGAUGAGAUUGAUCCUUAUUAUAUAGGGUUGUCUUCCAGUAGGAGGUAUGAUGUAGAGAAAAAUAUCAGGCUGAAUAUGGCAAAUUUGAAGAAAAUGAAAUAUGAAGAUACUUUUGUACCAGCAAAAAAGGUUAAAGAUUUGUUGAAGAAUACAUUAUUUUCUGGGCUGUAUUCAAUAUCAUCAGUGAAUACUUUUGGUUUAUUUUUGAAAAAUACUUUAGAUCACAUUAUAAAAUAUGAUUAUGACAAUUUAUUGCCGAGAGUGGUUCAUUUGAUUCAUUUAUGCGUGGUUAAUAAUCUGAAUGAAUUUAUGGGGAUACUGUGGCAUGAAUACGCAAUUGUGGACACAGAAUUCUGUCAUUACCACAGCAUUGGUUCUAUCCUGUAUUACUGUUUGUUGAAGGAUAAUUUUUCGGAAUCUCAUGGUAAGAUUAGGGAAAUUUUCAGGUAUUUAAUGGAAACAGCGCCUCACGUAAAUGUAAACAGUUAUUUGAGGGAGCAAACCACGUCAUAUACACCAGGAAUAUUGUGGCCUACAAAGGAAGAUAAAAGCCACAAGGAUAAAGAAUUUGAAAGGAAAAAACAUCUUGCUCGAUUGAGAAAGAAAAAAUUAAUGAAGAAGUUGGCUCAACAGCAAAUGAAAUUCAUGGAAAACAAUAGUGUAGAUACUUCCGAUAUUAGUACACCCAGAACCACAUCACCUAGUUUAUCUCCCACUAGAAUAAAUGCAGAGAAUAGUAGUAACACAAUCAACAGUUGCUGCGAUGAUGAUUGCGUAUUUUGCAAGAUGCCGAAGGAUGACGAUGUAUUUGUUUAUUUUUCAUACCAAGAACGGAACAUAUGUGAUCAUGGAAUUGAUUUUACGAAUCCUACAGAUGUUAAUAGAAUAAAUUCGCUGUUCAGUGGUAAGCAAACAAAAGACAGUGCAAUCCAAGAAAACCCCCAGGAUGAUGAUGGAACGAGAUUGAAAUUUACUAGCUGUGAACCAGUAUUAAGAGCAUGCGGGCAUGGGUCUCAUACCAAAUGUUUAAGUGGCCAUAUGAAGUCGAUUCGCGGAAUACAAAACCAAACUACAAAAAAUAUUCCAUUAUCGUAUGGUUCAGGGUUGAUAUAUUGUCCCGUAUGCAAUUCCUUAAGUAAUUCAUUUCUACCAAAAACAAAUGAUAUAGAUAAGAGAACUUCGAGCCAGUUUUUUAUGUGUAUUGAAAAGCGAAGUGAAGCGGAAGAAAACCUUGACCCAAUGAGCUCUAUUUGUAUUAAAGCAGCGAUGAUUCUAGGUGAUCUUCAGGGUAAAAAAGUCACGACUAUCGAAGAUGCAUAUAAAGUUGUUAAUAGUGUUUUUAUUAAUACUAUUUCAAAUACUGAGCUCAGAUUAAGAUCGCACAAAAAGGAAGGAAAAAUAGUGAAUAUGGAAAGAAUAUCCAGUCAGUGCAUUUUAACCUUACAUUUAGUUUGUGAGCUAAAGUCGUUUAUUUACAAAAAAUUUGUUAAUUCAAAAACAUUCAGCAGCGAAAUCUCUCGUAAAAUAUGGAAUUGGAAUGAGUUUCUAAUAAAGGGUAAUAAUGUGAAUCUACUUUUGUAUAUGAGUCAAAAUUUUGAUAAUAUUGAUGGAGGAAAAACCCCGCAACCGCCUAACCUAUGUAUCUAUGAAAUGUUCAAAAGAAGGUUCCAUCAACUACUACUGUUGCUUGCAAGAGAUAUGAUGAGAGUAAACUUUUACAAAGACUGUCGAAAUAAAAUCAAAAUAUCAUCAAACGGAUCUGAGGAACCAUCGACAAGCUUUUCAUAUCUAUUCAAUACUUUUAAAAAGUAUGUUGAUCUCUUUAAACCAGACGACGUUCGGUUUGAUUUUACAAGUUUAGAGAAAAUUAAAGACUUUAUAUGCUCUCUAUUACUAGAGUCAUUGUCCAUUUUUUGUAGAAGAACCUUCUUAUUAUUCAACAUUCAGUAUGAUGAUGAUGGUGAUGGUGAUAAUAAUAAUAACCGCAGCAAUAAUUUCAUGGACGUCAAACAGCGUGAAAUAGAGCUUAUUUUCCGGUAUUUUAAAUUACCCAAUUUAACUCACUUUUUGAAGGAUUUUUUCUACAACGAACUAACACAAAAUAUAGAAAGGUAUAAUGAUGGUAAUGAUAAUUUGAGAAUUCAGCAAGUAAUAUAUGACAUGGUGCAGAACAUAAACACAAGAGCAUAUCCUUCACCAGAGCAUAUCCAGCUUAUCGAACUACCAUUGAACCUUUCCAAAUUUUCCCUUGAUAAUGAUGAAAUAUCGAAUAAAUGUGAUAAAUACGAAAUCGCAGUAUGCUUGUUGUGUGGCCAAAAAUGCCAUAUUCAAAAAAGCAUAGCACUGCAAGGUUAUUUACAGGGGGAAUGUACUGAUCAUAUGAGAAAUGGAUGCGAAAUCACCUCCGCUUACGGAGUUUUCUUAAUGACCGGCACAAAUGCGAUAUAUCUGUCAUACGGCAAAAGAGGUACAUUUUAUGCUGCACCUUAUCUAAGUAAAUACGGAGAGACCAACGAAGACUACAAAUUCGGUACUCCCGUCUAUUUGAAUCGGGCGAGAUACGCGAAUCUAGCGAAUGAGAUUGUUUUUGGCAACAUGAUUCCGCACAUAGUGUUCCGACUAACGGACGGCAGUGCAGAUCUUGGUGGGUGGGAGACUAUGUAG
Saccharomyces cerevisiae S288C is the source of this 5619-nucleotide messenger RNA. It is a transcript of the gene UBR2, whose product is annotated as putative ubiquitin-protein ligase UBR2. The coding region runs from base 1 to 5619 and encodes 1872 amino acids. The record is from RefSeq and is marked reviewed. The transcript has a single exon. Gene Ontology annotation, cellular component: cytoplasm. Gene Ontology annotation, molecular function: ubiquitin protein ligase activity; zinc ion binding. Gene Ontology annotation, biological process: protein ubiquitination; ubiquitin-dependent protein catabolic process via the N-end rule pathway. Lineage: Eukaryota; Fungi; Ascomycota; Saccharomycetes; Saccharomycetales; Saccharomycetaceae.